Messenger RNA from Bufo gargarizans (Asiatic toad), 345 nucleotides. Its product is annotated as keratin-associated protein 4-7-like. NCBI's taxonomy places the organism in Eukaryota, Metazoa, Chordata, Amphibia, Anura, Bufonidae. The transcript is spliced from 2 exons. The record is from RefSeq and is a predicted model, not a curated record. Bases 1 to 345 code for a protein of 114 amino acids.
AUGACUGAACAGAAUUCUUUAAAGUCAGCUCAGCAACGCUCAGAGGAAGACGUCUGUGAGGAAGACGUCUGUGAGGAAGACGUCUGUGAGGAAGACGCCUGUGAGGAAGACGCCUGUGAGGAAGACGCCUGUGAGGAAGACGCCUGUGAGGAAGACGCCUGUGAGGAAGACGCCUGUGAGGAAGACGCCUGUGAGGAAGACGCCUGUGAGGAAGACGCCUGUGAGGAAGACGCCUGUGAGGAAGACGCCUGUGAGGAAGACGCCUGUGAGGAAGAUGUCUGUGAGGAAGACGUCUGUGAGGAAGAUGUCUGUGACUACCUCUCUUGCCAACUGAUUGCAGGUUAA